Messenger RNA from Bombyx mandarina (wild silkworm), 461 nucleotides. RefSeq names its product dolichyl-diphosphooligosaccharide--protein glycosyltransferase subunit (gene Dad1). Lineage: Eukaryota; Metazoa; Arthropoda; Insecta; Lepidoptera; Bombycidae. The record is from RefSeq and is a predicted model, not a curated record. Gene Ontology annotation, cellular component: membrane; oligosaccharyltransferase complex. Gene Ontology annotation, biological process: protein N-linked glycosylation.
AGAACUACUACUACUCACUGAAUUGACUGACGUGUAUUAUUUACUAUUGCAAAAUAAAUAAAAUCACAAUAAAAUGUCUUCACUUACUGCUGUAAUUCCAAAAUUGUAUCAAGAAUACACAACGAAAACUCCUAAGAAGCUUAAAAUAAUUGAUGCAUACCUUUUCUAUAUUUUCCUUACUGCGGUCAUACAAUUCGGCUACUGUUGCCUUGUCGGCACUUUCCCAUUUAAUUCUUUCUUAAGUGGUUUUAUAUCUACAGUAAGCUGCUUUGUUCUUGGAGUGUGUCUUCGGCUACAAGUCAAUCCAGAAAACAAGAAUGAGUUCCAAGGGUUGAGUGCCGAACGUGGCUUUGCAGAUUUCAUAUUUGCACAUCUGGUGUUGCAUAUUGUUGUUAUCAAUUUCAUAGGAUAAAAUAUAAACUGUUUCAUAUAUUAUCUCAAUAAAUUGCACUUAAGAACUA